ACGGUUAGAAAAACGUUUGGAACCCUAACCGAGUGAACGGGCAGAUAUAUGGCAACCUGGAAUAAUCAUAACAAAACAAAUGAGAAGAACCACACCUCACUACCACCGUCGCUCUCUCUCAUCUCAUGAUUUAUCGUUCUUCAACUUCUCCCUCGAAAGCUGGGCCUCUAUAUCUGCACCUCAAUCUCUAAGCCUACUCUGAAAUUGCCAAAAGGGGCUUUUGGGCUUCUGGAUCAACGGGCAAAGGUUGAGCGUGAGGAGGGUUGCUGCUGCUGGUAGCUCGUUGCUUUUGCUGCUGUUGAUGUUUUGUGUCUGAGAAGUUUUGUGAAUCUAUGGAAUCUUAUAAGAGGUGGGUUAGGCGGAACAAGGACUACGUGCACUCCUUGGAGUCUCUGGCCAAUGGAUUGACCUGGCUUCUUCCUGAAAGGUUUUCUGAUUCAGAGAUAGGUCCAGAAGCAGGUUUUGUGAAAUUUUGUAUUUGGAAUGAUGAUGAAUUGCACUUGCAGCACUUGUGUAUUUGUCUCAUCAUGGGGUAUUCGAUCUUUGUCAGAGUUCUAGUUAGGUUAGCUUUGUUUCGGAACAGUGGAUAUAAGAUGCUUCUUCAUGGAGGGGAGACACCAAAUGACGGAAGGCAAUUAGAUACUUCAACAUCUCAACAUAAAGUUGAUGGUUUCCCAAAGUAUGGAGGGCAUCACGGCCCUGGUUACUUAAGGACAAAUCACACACAGAACCCCUGGAAUCUAGAAGGAAGAGCACUAUCUGCAUUAAAUACGUUUGGAGAAACUGCUAGGAUGGGUUCAGACCCAUCAUGGUUGCAUAGGUUUCAACAUCAGCAUGCGAUUAUGGAGCCUCCAAGACCAGUGAUUCAGAGGCCAACCAUUUCCACCAUAUUGUCCGAAAAGGGUCUUCAUGGAGCUUUAUAUCUAGCAGGGGAAGUGCUUUUUAUUACUAGACCGCUUAUUUAUGUUUUAUUUAUCCGGAAGUAUGGGACUCCGUCAUGGAUUCCUUGGUUUCUUUCACUGGCUGUGGACUUUGUUGGGAUGGGCAUUCUUUCAAAAGUUACAAAGUCAGGGGGUCAUACAGAAGAGCAACGGUUUCAUCUUUCCGUCUCUGAAAAUGAUGAGGUUAAAAGAAGGAAGCUGUUAUUGGCACUUUACCUUAUGAGAGACCCUUUCUUCAGCAAGUAUACCAGGCAAAGACUUGAAAGCACCAAGAACAUUUUGGAACCUGUACCGAUUAUUGGGUUUCUUGCUGAGAAAAUAGUUGAACUAAUUAUUGGAGCUCAGACACGGUACACCUACAUGUCAGGAUCAUAAGACAGAAGCCAGCAAGAAGUUAAACCUCUUACAGUUCAAAUUUCAGGAGAUUAUAUAAUUUGGUGUGUCAUUGUCUUGCUUUGGUUCACAAUUUUGUCCCAUUCAAUCUGUAGAAAUUGGCUUGAUGGCCGCUGGUAUUAUAAGCAUUGACCUUCGCAGUUGGUUAUUAGUCAAUCACGAAUUCCUUUGUUUUUGUUGUUGUUUAAAUAUCCCCUAAAACGUUCCAAGAACACAUAUUUGGCCUUUUCCUUGUUUAAUUUUAUGGUUUUUUUGUUUGUU
Juglans regia (Persian walnut) is the source of this 1595-nucleotide messenger RNA. RefSeq names its product peroxisome biogenesis protein 16-like. Bases 333 to 1316 code for a protein of 327 amino acids. Gene Ontology annotation, biological process: peroxisome organization. The transcript is spliced from 8 exons. NCBI's taxonomy places the organism in Eukaryota, Viridiplantae, Streptophyta, Magnoliopsida, Fagales, Juglandaceae. Gene Ontology annotation, cellular component: peroxisomal membrane. The record is from RefSeq and is a predicted model, not a curated record.